AUGGCGGACGCAGUGAAUCUGCAAUUUCAAGUUCGACAAAAUAAUGAAGAAUUACAGGACUUUUUAAAAGAUCUUUAUCAGUGGGAAGAUGAAGUACAAACUAAAGACAAGUUGUUAGUUAAUUCUAAGACUCCUGCAGACUCGGUAAGCUUAUAUACUCCGUGUGUAAAUUGUAUUUGUAUUUGUUUUCUUCAAAUGUUAUAGUAUUAUAAAAUUAUGUCAUUCAUUUAUAGUUUAUUUAUUUGGACUGAAACUGUACAAACAAAUUCAUUUACACAAAUAGUAUUAAAGAGUUUGUGUUAAAACCUGUAAAAUACUGCAAAAUUAAUGCACCUAUCCAGACUGCAGAGUAGGGCAAUUGCGCCCCCGAGGUUUGUUACGUCACAAAUUUUAGCGCCCACGAAAUAUAUUAUGCAACAAUUUUCCAUGCACUAUCCGCCCACCAAUCAGACGUACUAAGUUCGGAAGAUAAGAAUGCGUGACCAGGGCCGUUGCGAGGACUUUGCCUUUGGGAGAGGAUAGAUUUACCGCCUGAACUGUUUCAAUUCAUCUGAUUUUGCGAUGCCCGCAAAGCGCUAUCAUGGUUGGCGCCGAGCAAAAAUUUUUGAAAAUUUGAAUUCUCUAGACCGUCGAAAAUAGCAUUUUUAGAGUUUUUCCUACCCAAGAUUUCAAUGUUUUACUAGUGAUUACUACUGCCUAACAAUGAAGAUAAUUAAAAUAACUACUGAUCAAUAUGACAGUGUUACUUACAGAUUAAUGUGACUAGGAAAAUUGAGAAAAUUUUGGAAAUUUGGAGUCUCCAGAUCCUCAGAAGCGUAUUUGGCCAUGUACCCCCAGCUAAUUAUACGUUUGCACACAGCGUUGUCAAUGAGUUAUUGUACGAAAAGUGGGAUAGCGUUAUAUAAUAGUAAAAACGCGUAAAUUUAAGAUCAUUGACUUCAUUGUAGUUAUGCGUGCGGGACAGCGGGAACAAAAGCAGAAUGCAUAACUUUCACACGAAAUGCGGGAACCUUGGUAGGUCCGGAUCAAUAUGGGUAACAUUCUUGUACUAGGGUGUAUAUUUUCCUGCGUAUGUUAUUAAUAUUAACACAUGCAGUUCUUGAAUAUAGUCUUCCGAUUGCCAAAGGUUGCUUAUUAAAAGGCAGAAGCCAGAAGUUAACAGAACUUGAUGGUGUAAUGGCAUAUUGGUGCUCAUAGUAAAAGUUAUCUAGUUUAUACUUACAACUAUUUAUGUGUGACGGCAGUGAGUCUCACCGCGAAUACAGGUUCGUAACUAAAAAUUCUAAAAUGUCAAAAAUUGUCGGGGGUUUAUUAUUAUUUAUUUCCCGCGUGUCUGCAGCUUGCGCAUAAAUUAAGAAGCGUGUCUUCUGCAAUCCAGUAAGUGUCAGCGGGGUAUUUUAUGCUGAUUUUGAUUACUUGAUGUUACUGGAUGUUGAUGUAAUUUUACUAUGCCGCAGUCGCAGCGGAGUUGACUUGUGAAGAAAACAAAAAAGAUGUGAAACAAAUUAAGCCAUUUUCUUCUUGUUUCAGCAAUGACUGCCUUUUGGGAGGCUGGCCGCCCAAAGGCCGCCCCUGAAUCCGCCCCUGGGACAUUUUUGCGCCCCUGCCCCGGGAUUUUUCAGCUUUCCGCCCCCGAGAUCUCGGCGAAAACGGACGUACUCUGCAGUCUGGGCACCUAUCAAUGUUAACCCCCAGGGGGGGGGGGUUGAUCAUCAAUUGCAUCCCCACCCUGGGGAUUUUGAUUAGCAUUUUGGCCCUGAGUUGGGGCAAUUUGAACCGAAUGACUUUUAUUAAUAUUGUAUUUAUUGCAAAAUGGUGGGGUAUUUGACCAAUAUUUAUUGCCCGAUGGUGGGGCAUUUGAUUGAAAAUUUGCUCAAAAAAUCAAAUCAGCCCCCUCUGGGGCUUAACAUUGAUAGAUGCAUAAGUAUUUGCUAGAGUCUUGAGAUCUUUUAAUACCAUUUGGUCUAUACCAUACCACAGUAUUAAAUCACCAUCAAAACUACCAACCCAAACUACUAAGUUUGCAAUGCAUUCCUUGUAGUCACAUCCUGUAAGAAAUAAACCUCGGAAAAAGAAACCCAAGUCAAUAUUGAAACAAACUCCUACAGAGACGAAAUUGAAGGGGUCGGACUUCCAGGCGUGGGACAAAUAUGACGUGGUGGGUACAAUGUCUUGUCGUCGACAAAUGACCAUAAUCUUGAAAACACUUUGCAUGGGGAGAUAUAGUUCUAUAGACCACAACAGAAGCAUGUAAAUGAUGGACUAGUCUAGGUUGUAGUAUUAGUUAGGUAAUUUUAAAUUUUAAUUGAUGAAACCCAAGGUGUGUAAAAGCUAUGGCUGUGUUAAUGGGGUGGUCAUAAGGUGGGUUUUCAUAGUACCUUACAGGAAAGUUUUGAAAUUGCAAGCCAAAUUAUUUGAAGAUCUAAUACAGUAGAAACAAUGUAAAUAGAUUGUUAUAUUCCCAUUACUUACUUUAAUACAGGGGCGGAUCCAGCUCCUGAGCUGACUGAUGCAUACAUAAGAACUCGCAUUUGUCGGGGGGUCCGGGGGUAUCCUCCCCCGGGAAAUUUUGAAAUCUAGAACCUCGGAAAUGCGAUUUCCUGCGUUCUGAGCAAACUCUUUUGUUCCAAUUCAUACAUCAGAGUCACAAAAUUAUUUGCUGCAUUUUUGGAAAGCACGUAAAAAACUUGAACCUAUAUCGCAAAAACAACAUAAUUUUUCCAUAUAAGAAAAAAUAUUUGCUUGUACAAGUGUAAUAGCAGCAGCGGUACAUAAAUCUCUAUUAAAAAAUAGUCAGUACUUACUACUGUGCUUCUUGUAGCCUUAACUUUUCUAUUGAAAAACAUUUCGGCAAAAAAUCACGACAACGCAAAUACACACAUACGUGUAACAAAGGUGUAUACAGUGUGAUCCACUAGUUGCAAUGUUGGACUCAAAAGACAGUGUUAUUAGGUUUCUUAACCACCUUCCCUGAGGCUUAUUCAUUUCCACUAAUUUGCAAUGUUCCAUGAGUAAAAUUUUUUAGCAUUAGAAUGGUGCAUAAAGGUAUUUUGUGCUCUAGUUGGUAAACUUAUUUAUAUACAACUCUGUCUUAUGCUGCUAACCUUACUCUGUGUGGACAGUGUUGUUGGCAUCAAUAUGUCAAUUUUAUUCACCCCUAGCAAUAGAUGCCUUUGAUGUGAAUUGCAUAUUUGCAUGGUGACUAGCCCACACUCUAAAUUACUGAGAAUAUUGCCCUGUCACCAGGAAACCAGUAAAACUAACACACAACAAGCACUGAGUUUUAAAAUUCUAUAAGUAUAACUAUAGGUACACAUGACCCCAAACUUUAAAUCAAUAGAUAUAUAUAUAGUGAUACUGUGUGUAAAUUGAUUUAAUGAACUAUCUUAGUUGAAAAUUGUUUGUCAAAUGAACCUACCAAACUGUACAAUGAUAAACAAUAUAUGAUGACAUAAUUGAAUCAUCAGAUGUCUUCUAUCAGUCCCCUUUUGCCUGCCUUUCAACUAAUAUAUUAAUAUAGUACUCUUUUAAGAUGAUGUCAAUGUAGAAAGGCUGCGCAGUAAUAUUGAUCAAUAUUUUCCCUGUGUUACUAUAUAAAUGCACAUCUUCGUCAAAUAUAUCCGUACACUUAUCAAUGGUAAUCCUCAGAGAGCCAUGCUGGCUAUCCAAAACAUAGUAUUGGGAGAAUUAAGCACUACAAAUAUAUAUAAUUUAAUUAAAUCUAUACCACUUUUGUGAGCAAAUUUCAUAAUUAUAACCUAUAUACACCAGUUACAUGCAGUUAUAUACAGUAUUUAUAACGUCCAUCAUUUUAUCAUUCUAAGAUUAAAAUUUGUCAACAGAAUGACAUAUACAGCUUAUAUCAAAUUAUAUUUGCACCGACAAAGCAUAUGUACCAAACUAUGGUAGGCGAGCACGCCCAGGUAAUGAUCUUUGUUUGCAAAAUAUCCAGUGUACAGUAAUUGCCCAAUAACUCAGGCAGUGCAAAGCAAUUAUACUCUUGUCAUGAGGCAUGCCAGCUCAUUUCCAUAUAAAAUGAAAUGUAAUGUUUUCUAACCAAUAUUGCAUCACUAUUAGAAAUCCAGCUCAUUAACCCAUUAAGCGCCAGCGCUCUCCCCUUGACGAGUAAAAUCGUCUGGCGUUAGACAGAGUAAAAUACUAAAGUAGGGUGCAUCAGGGUGCAAUGCGACUCAAUGGGUUAAUUAACCUGCAAUAUUAUUAUGCAUUGUAAUUACAUACUGUACAGAGCCUGAUGCAAGUCUUGACCCACACCAAAGUUUUAUUUUUAGUACCGGUAUCCAAUCAAAAUGUGCCAGGCGCAAUGUCAAAUUAUUUCACAUAAUUUAACAACAAGCUAAAUAUAGUUACAAUCACUAUUUAAUCUAUCAUUAUUUAAUUAUAUAUAGCACUAACCAAAAUAUCAAAAAAAUACAUUAAAUAUGGCAUGAAUACUCAUGCUAGAAGUAGCCGGCAAUCAGAGUUACAACCAUAAAGGCAGUUGUAGGACACAAACAUUUAAUAACAUGUGACUUUAUCAGGUCUUCAUUUUUCUUUGCCCGCCAGCUGUGAGAAAAAUGAAGGUCUGCAUGGGCACAGGUUAUAUAAAUCCCAUGUAAACAGAGAUGAAAUUUGCCUCAGUAAAGCAAGCUGUCAAGUUUGGUAAUGGGGCUGGUUUGCCUCCAGACAAACAAAUCUCUGUAAAUACUGUAAAAUGUCUAAAAUGUCAAACUACCUCAUCCCCCCACCCCCCUCACAACCCCCCUCCUGGUAUGAACAGCAGUAUCAAAUAGACACAAACUUUAAUUAUUAUGUUAUAAAUACAUACAAAUCUACAUUAACUGUGGAGCCAAUUUUCCACUUUAUGCACUUCUUGAACUGAACAAUUAACAAUGUACUACAAUGUAAAAUAUACAUAAAUUCCACUUACUUUAGAGCCCUAGUGGCCGUAGUGGGCAUCUCACAUUCUCACAGUAUAAAUAUACUUCAAUUCUUGUGCUCACUGCUCAGUUGAAAGAUCAAAUUCAUUCCAAACCUUGGUAAUUAAUUCGACAGUAACUUAAUUGCUCUCCAUCAUAUUCGAGGGAUAUUUCUUCGCAUUAUUUGUUCAUUUGCAUAUGUGUUUGCAUAUCCUUGCCGCCAUGACUUGAAUCGAAUGCCUCGUUACGUCACAGUAGAUUUUGAUUUUGAAAUUUGCAUCAGUGAACUGAUGCGAGCGCCCGCAAUCUGCAUGCGAUGCAUCGCUCAGCGGACUAAUCUACCGUGACGUAGGGCUCUAAAACAAUAGAUUUGAUGAUGUCACAGUAGAUUUUACGCGGAAAAGGACUCGGGACCGAUGCAUUCACUGAUGCAAAAUGGCUGAAAAUCGAUGCAAACAAAAUCUACCGUGACGUAGGUGAUGCAUCAGCUUUCUACUGUGACGUCAAAGGAUGCGGUAAAAAAUAAUAUAUUUUGUCGCGAAAUUAUUCACGCUUAAGUGUCGCAAAAUAAAAAGUAAAUAACAGAAAAUACUUUUGCGAUCGCACGUCGCAUAUUGGACUUAUUUUGACAAUUUCGACUGUUAUUGAGACAAUUUAAAUUGGAUUUCAUCCUAAAUAGUGUAUUCCCGACAUGGACAGUCACAUGGAGUCAAGUUUAAGCAAAUAUUUGCGGUUUGAUAGCUGGAGAGAUUCAAAGAUAUUCUAUUACUGAGUGCUUGACUAAGUAUUGACGACAUAUUAUUUCAAGCAACAUGAUUUCUCAAUUUUGACCGAUGCAUUCGCAUCGCUGGCAUCGGUCUGGAUCCGCCCCUGCUUUAAUACCUGCAUGCCUAAUACUAAUUCUAAUACUCUGUAAAUAAUUUUCUAAAGUUUAUACUUCUGUAAUGUCUUUUAUACACGCCCCCUGUGGAAAUCAGCUUCGGUUGACGGGGUUAGCGUGGUUAAAUAAAGUUUAUCUAUCUAUCUACAAUCUUUUCACCACAGAAGCUACAUAUCUAGGGGGUGUGAGCCUAAAUUUAACACUUCCAAGGGACAUGUGAAGAGUAUGUCCUGAGGGAAGAAAUAUGACCAAAUAGAUGUUGAUUACAGUUGAUUUCACAUAACUUUUCUGUGAAUGUUGCGAACUUCAUUGUGAAGUUCAAAAGUUCAUACUGAAAUUCACAAGCUGGUUUGUAAACAAAGCCUCUGAUUGGUCCCUGAAUAAAAUAAACCAAUUAGAGGCUUUGUUUACAAACUGGCUUGUGAAUUUCAGUAUGAACUUUUGAACUUCACAACAAAGUUCGGAACAAAGUUUGCAACAUUCAGGGAAAAGUUAUGUGAAAUCAACUGUAAUAGGGAAUAAACAUUCAAUUAAUUUGAGAUAUGGACUGCAUGCUGGUGUUCAGAAAGUUAUACAGUAAUUGGUUUUAUAGUAUUUGAUAAGUGUUUUCUCUAACAAUCCAAGGAUAAAGCUUUAAAAGAAAUUGAUGAUGAAGAAGAUCUGGAAACUCAUUCAACAUCAGAUGACAGUGAGGAUGAGGACAUUGUUGAACACAGGAGACUACAGCAAGCUUUGUUUGAGAAAGAAAAGGUUAUAGCAUGCAUGAUAGGGUGCGACAUAGUGUCAGGGCCGCCGAGAGAAUUUGCAGGGCCCGGGGCAAAUCUUCCCUGGGGCCCCAUGACAUCAUAUUUUUAAGCUAGACCCUAACUAGACUGCAUGUGGAGGUACUGUAAGGGGCCCUCAAUUUCAAAAAUUCUCUGACCAAUUUAAAGAACCUACUCAAUUUUAGGCUCUCACGAAUAUGUUAAGGUGGGGGCCCAGGACAAUUUGCCUGCCUCCCCACCCCCCACCCCCUCUUGGUGGCCCUGCAUAGUGUUGCACACUGUAACAUUUUGUUGUCCACUGAUUUUCUGUGACUGUAGUCUGGUUUCCUACUUAGGGAAAUGAUCUGUUCAAAGAGGGCAAGUAUGAAGCAGCCAUCAAUCGAUACACGACAGCUAUUGGGCUAGAUCCAUACAAUGCUAUAUUACCAGCAAAUAGAGCUAUGGCUUUAAUAAAAGUACAAAGGUAUGGGAAAACAGCCAGUUUGUGUACCGCAAUAUAAUGUAGAUUAAGAGUUAAGUUAGUGAUCCCAAAUGCCAAAAAACUUGUUGGAAAAAGCUAAAGUUGGCUUGGUCUAGAUGGCUACAGUAAAACGUACAAUUUCUGUUUGCUAUUCAGAUAUGGUGCAGCAAUACAAGACUGCGAUACAGCCCUAGAGUUGGACAACACGUAUGUAAAGGCGUAUGCCAGGAGAGCAUCAGCUAAACAAUCUCUAGGAAGGUUGAAGGAAGCCAUGGAAGAUUAUGAACAAUUGCUGAAUGUAGAACCUGGCAACAAGCAAGCUUUGGAUGGCAUUGAGAAAGUUACAAAGGUAAUACCAAAUAAUAUUGCUGGUUUUUGAUAAAACUGAGCGUACUUGACAGCCAGUAAAUGAUGGUCAACUUGGGAAAUGUUGAUGCCACCAAAUACAAGUAUACUUUAGUAAUAAUGAAAAGAAUUAACGUUAUCUGUGACAGCACUGUGACCUGUUCUGCUGCACGAUAGUGCUUAGUAAAACCCAUUUAUGUGUAGUUUGAAGUGUUUUGAUGCCACCAAACUGUUGUCUUUUAAACUUUAGAUGUUGGCUAAACAAUCUCAGGGUAGUAGUAAGAAAGAAGGGCAACCAAUAGCUGAAUUACCCAAAGUAUGUACAGGUUUUAUUCUGCCUAAAUAUGCUAUCAAAAACUUGUAAAACCUUGUGUAUGCUUUGAGUAGCAACUUUUCUACUUUUUAGAAACCAAUGAAACGUUAUCUGAUUGAAGAAAUUGGCUCAGCCAGCAGUGAUGAAGAAGAAUUAGGUCUUGACAAGGACAGCCAAAAUACUUCUCUAGAGGACACAUCUGGUUUAAUUCAAACAUUGAAUCAUUUAAGUCUACCAAGCCAGGCUCCUGUGAAUAACACUACUUCUGUACCAGUCAAAACAAUUGGUGAAAAUACAGAAUAUAGUAAGACUAUAGAAGAUCAUAACCAUUUAACUAAACCUGCCAACACAGACGAACACGACACUGAUACAGCCUCACAACAUGAAAGUAGUGAACCCUUGCAACAUAGACCCACUAUUUCAAAAGAAACUUCCACUGGUACAUCAUCCCUUACUACUACAGUGCCUUCAAACAGCUGUCAUAAUGGCGAGGCAACAAUUUGGGAACUCACACCUCCCCUCUCGUCAAUACAAUUUCAAACUACUUGGAAACGUUUAGAAAAGAACCCAGAACUACUGUAUAGCUAUAUGAAGGUAUGUUGUCACUUUUGUACAAUUGAAUCUGUAGUAAUGUUGGGUGAAAUUCUAAAUUUAAAGUUAUCAUAACUGUGAUUGCCUGGACUGUUUUUGAUGAAGCCUGAAGACUAGAUCAAAUACUGAUUUUGUUGAAUUUUUUAAGAUUAUACCACCAGACCAUCUUCCAAAAGUUUUGGGUGAAUCAGUGGAGUCGUCGUUUUUGAUGAAAAUAUUCUCAAUCCUUAGCGAUUUUUAUGUAAGGUAAACUUCGUACUCAAUUAAACUUUCUUCAAAUUGAUACAAAAAUUUAUUCUCUGUCAUAAUUAGUAAUUAAUCACAAAGGUAUUUUACUUUAAUUCACUUCAAGGGAUUGCCGUUCUGUCUUUAAUGAACUUAAGAAUAUUUCACAAGUGAAACGUUUUUCUAUGACAUUGAUGUUCUUGUCGACAAAAGAAAAAUCUGGUAAAAAAUAUUCUCUUUUUUACCUACAUUAUUUUAUGUCAAAAUUCCAGGGUGCGAUCAUUCAAGAUUUCUUGUCGUGCCUGACUGGUACGCCAAUGGUUGUUGCCGCGUACUUGCGCUAGAACAAACUCAGUACUCAAUGUAUACUUAGUCUUUACAAUAAGGUUCAUAAAGUACAGGUUUCUGAAAAGUAUGUUCAGACUACGAGGUAGCAAACGGAGUUUUGCUAUUUGAAACUGGAGUUUUGCUGUAUUUGAAAAGGGUGUUUUGCUAUUUGAAAAGGGUGUUUUGCUUUUGAAAUGGGUGUUUUGCUAUUUGAAAUGGGUGUUUUGCUAUUUGAAAAGGGUGUUUUACUAUCUGAAAAGAGAGUUUUGCUAUUUGAAACGGGAGUUUUGCUAUUUGAAAAGGGUAUUUUGCUAUUUGAAAAGGGUGUUUAGCUAUUUAAGAACGGAGUUUUGCUAUUUCAAACAACCGACUCCAACGUUUCUUAGUGCCAUCAGUGCAAUCAUGUUUCAUGCCAAGACAUCUCAGAUACAUGAUAUACCAACUAAAUUACGGUAUUGAAUACGACUUGGAAAGGUCAUGUGCUACCAGCAAAAAAUAAGUACGCGGAUAGCAAGAGUUCCGCGUACCUACGUGGCUGAAAACAGAAGUACCAGACAGUAAUAUUGGCGUACUUCCGGUACGUAAGUACGCGAAUUAUCGCACCCUGAAAAUUCACAUAUAGAAUUGGAAUUACGAACUUCUAAUUAACUGUGGACAGUGGAAACACGUUUAAAAAUGUCUGUUUUCUUUUACUAGUGAUAAACGAUCUGUUCGACUACAUGGAAAAACUAUCAGACAAUGAAAAAACAUUUACAGACAAUGAACUACAUGCUUUGAAGAUAAAGUAUGGAGUUAGGUGA
This is a messenger RNA of Paramuricea clavata, 9621 nucleotides long. The record is from the annotation of a GenBank genome assembly. Lineage: Eukaryota; Metazoa; Cnidaria; Anthozoa; Malacalcyonacea; Plexauridae.